This is a messenger RNA of Penicillium atrosanguineum, 2454 nucleotides long. RefSeq names its product SLM1 family PH domain-containing protein. The transcript is spliced from 2 exons. The record is from RefSeq and is a predicted model, not a curated record. NCBI's taxonomy places the organism in Eukaryota, Fungi, Ascomycota, Eurotiomycetes, Eurotiales, Aspergillaceae. Bases 1 to 2454 code for a protein of 817 amino acids.
AUGGCCAUGGCCGCGCGGCCGCAGACGCCCGUGCAGGAUGCAUCUUACAUGGGCUCGGACUCCAAUGACCCCAGCAUGCUGAGUCGCCCAUAUGGCUCCCUUCGUGCGUCCUCCCGGCCCAGCUCCUAUGCUGGCAACAGCUCCGCCUUUCACUACAGUCACGGCGCUCGCGAUCAAUCCCCGGCACCUCACAACACCCGUUUCAAGGAGGACUUCGAGACCGCUAGUCACCGAAGCUCCAUCGAUGUCCCCAGCAUCCAGCGAUCCGCCUCGCAGAUGUCUGGAGUCCCCUCCCGGUCGAGUACCCUGCGAAAGAAGGCAUCUCUAAGCAAGAAGGGCAGUUUGCGACGCAAUGGGAGUCGCCGUUCCAUGCGCGCCGGCAGUGUGAAGAGUCUAAGCUUGGGCGACCGUGAAAAAUACAAUACCGACGGCACCGAAGAUAUGAAUAGUGUCUUUACCGUCCCCGUCCCGACAACCGGCAACCCGACCGAGGUCCUCGCAAAUCGGUUCUCAGCUUGGCGCAAAAUCCUCAAGGACCUAAUCCUUUUCUUCAAGGAGGUCCAGAAAUCCUACGAGACCCGAUCGAAGCUUUUCUUAUCCGCCUCCAAUGUCAUGAACAGUCAGUCUAUCCCGGCGGGCUUCCUACAGUCCGGUGGCCUCGCCGAUGCGACUGAAGUUCUUCAAGGCUUCCACCGCCAGGGAUAUCACGAGGCUAACAAGGCUGUCGAGGUGGAGAUUGAGGUCAUCAGUCAAUUGACCGGUCUACGAAACGACCUGCAGAAGAAGACCAAGGAGAUCAAGGGUCUUGCUGGAGAUUUUAAGAACACGGUUGAGAAGGAGAUCGACGGCACGCGCAAGGCCGUGCGCAACCUGCACGAGUCCUUGGGCCUCGUUGAUACUGAUCCCUCUGCAACAUCGGGCAAAGGCGACCCAUACUUGAUGCGCCUCAAUGUCGAGAAGCAAGUUGAGAAGCAGAUCGAAGAGGAGAAUUAUCUGCACCGGGCAUUCUUGAACUUGGAAAACUCCGGUCGCGAGCUUGAAUCGAUUGUCGUGAGCGAGAUUCAGAAGGCUUACAAUGCUUACGCCAGCAUUCUCAAGCGCGAAGCCGACGAGGCCUACGAUACGGUGGAGAAGCUGCGGGCCGGACCGAUUUCAAUGCCACAGGACCAUGAGUGGAACACAUUCGUCGCCAACUCUGAGGAGCUGGUUGACCCCCGCGUACCAUUGCGCAACCUCGAGAGUAUCACUUACGCUGGUAAGGAUCACCCAGCUGCGGUCGAGGUUCGCGCCGGUAUGCUGGAGCGUAAGAGCAAAUAUCUGAAGAGUUACACUCCCGGCUGGUAUGUCUUGUCGCCGACUCACCUGCAUGAGUACAAGUCGGCCGAUCGCGUGGCAUGGCAGACUCCUGUGAUGUCAUUGUACCUGCCAGAGCAGAAGCUCGGAUCCCACUCGCAGGAGGAUUCUAGCUCUCACAAGUUUAUGCUCAAGGGCCGUCAAACCGGUGCGAUGCAUCGAGGUCACUCGUGGGUCUUCCGCGCCGAAUCCCACGAGACCAUGAUGUCUUGGUACGAAGAUAUCGAGAGUCUGAGCAACAAAACGGGGGAGGCGCGGAAUGCUUUUGUGCGACGACACGUGCGUAGCAUUAGCGGCAGAUCCAUGAGCAGCGAAGUCUUGGAGGACGACGAAGCCGACCGGACCCCGUACUCAGCCGAGUCCAUGGUUCUCGGCCAAGAUCGGCCCACCUCUGCCUCCCGGCAGCCCGGCGGGGCUUUCCCAAGCGAUGUGCAAAUCGACCGCCAUCUCCAGGCGCCUCUGUCUCCAUCCAGUGGAGACAGCUCCGUCGGGCGAGACGUGAUCGCAGCUGCGGGGUCCUAUCCUGGGGACAGUACUCUUCAGGAUAACCCGCGCUUCUACGCCAACGAUGUUGACGGUGCCUCCUCGCAAGUCAACACAGGCAGUCCUGCCAAUCGGCCCAAAUUCUCACAACAUGACAGUUACUACGGUGAUUGGAUCGGCCCGGGUGUCAUUGUUGCCAAGCAAAGACAGAACCAGCAGAGCGACGGUUUGAAAGCCGAUGACCGCGAGAUUCGCUCUGAUGGAGACCACAACUCGGUAGCUGCCAUGUCCGGUGUCGCUAUGGCGGAACGUCGCGACCAAUCUGCGCCUCCUAACGUGGCCCGUCGCGAAAGUACCUCCACGGCACCGACCAACACCAACAUCACGGAUUACACCAACCACACUAACCAAACCUUGGCGACAUCCGUUGAUGACAGCAAAGAUUCGGGGGUGGCCGGAUUUGUGGGAGGAGGAACUUCCACCGGACUCGAGAAAGACACUGAAAGCCCUGGAGCCAGUACUCAGCCUACGUGGGACAUCCGGCCCAAGCAAGACAGCGUCGUGGCGCUCGACCUGAAGAUUCCCGGCCGGUACCCACCGACGAACGUGGCAGCGUGA